UGCGCAGUGGGCCCGCGGCGCGGCCCGUCAGGCACUGCGGUAGGCGCCCUGGGGUCUGGUAGGACCCUGGCCCCAAGAUGGCGGCGCCCAGCGAAGUGGCUGCUGCUGCCUCUGGGGAGAGCGAGGAAGGGGGCAGUGGCUUUGGAUCCUGGCUAGACGGACGGUUGGAGGCUCUGGGAGUGGACCAAGCCAUUUACGGCGCCUACAUCCUGGGGGUCCUGCAGGAGGAAGAGGAAGAAGAGAAGCUGGACGCUCUGCAGGGUAUCCUCUCUGCUUUUCUGGAAGAAGAGUCCCUCCUGAACAUCUGCAAGGAGAUUGUGGAACGAUGGUCGGAAACUCAGAAUGUUACCACUAAAGUGAAAAAAGAAGAUGAGGUCCAGGCCAUCGCCACCCUCAUUGAGAAGCAGGCGCAGAUCGUGGUGAAGCCCAGGAUGGUGUCAGAAGAGGAGAAGCAGAGGAAAGCCGCGCUCCUGGCCCAGUAUGCUGACGUGACAGACGAAGAGGAGGAAGCAGAUGAGAAGGAUGAUUCAGGUGCCUCCACGAUGAACCUUGGUUCUGACAAAUCUCUCUUCCGAAACACCAAUGUGGAAGACGUUCUCAAUGCCCGAAAACUGGAGCGGGACUCGCUUCGGGAUGAGUCCCAAAGGAAGAAGGAGCAGGACAAGCUGCAGAGGGAGAGGGACAAACUAGCCAAGCAGGAGCGCAAGGAAAAGGAAAAGAAAAGGACACAAAGAGGGGAGCGAAAGCGAUAACCUUGGUCCACUCUUUCUCCUCGUGGACUUGGUCAAAGGGAGAACUGGUUGUGCACGUGUGUAUUUAAGAGAAAUGAGAGAACAUCGCAAAGUGGUUUCCCAAGGCAUCUCCCCUUUUGUUUACAUGGUGAAGAGGAAAGUCACAAACACUUCUAAUUAUAAAAUGUGCCAUGUCUCUGUGGUGUGGUAAUCAGAUUAUUGUAGUUGAUGUCUGUACCAAAGAUCUGGAAUGUGGGCAACUUUUGUAUUUUAACACUGAAGCCCUGUACUCCUUUUGCCCACUUUAAAAAGUCUUCCCUGGGAAUUCACAUCGUGGCGCAGCGGAAAUGAAUCCAACUAGGAACCAUGAGGUGGCAGGUUCGAUCCCUGGCCUCGCUCAGUGGGUUGGGGAUCCGGUGUUGCUGUGAGCUGUGGUGUAGGUUGCAGAUGCGGCUCAGGUCUGGCAUUGCUGUGUCUCUGUCGUAGGCCAGCCGCUGUCGCUCCGACUGGACCCCUAGCCUGGGAACCUCUAUAUGCCAUGGGUGUGGCCCUAAAAAGACAAAAAAAAAUUUUCCCUCACAUUGGAUAAACAGGAAUAUUCAGAAAGCUGAAGGUUUUUAUCCUGAAGGAGCAGAAUCAUGACCACUCCCUCCCUGAGAUGAAAUCUAGGAGUGUUGAUUGCUUUGGAAGUAGUAUUCACCCCUAAAUGUAUUGUUUUAUGGCUGAAAUAGGAAGCUAAGGAAGAGCCCUACCUGGAUCAGAUUUUAUGUCACAUGGCAACAAA
Phacochoerus africanus (Common warthog) is the source of this 1515-nucleotide messenger RNA. RefSeq names its product coiled-coil domain containing 43 (gene CCDC43). The record is from RefSeq and is a predicted model, not a curated record. The transcript has 5 exons. Lineage: Eukaryota; Metazoa; Chordata; Mammalia; Artiodactyla; Suidae. The coding region runs from base 78 to 752 and encodes 224 amino acids.